This is a messenger RNA of Blepharisma stoltei, 462 nucleotides long. The record is from the annotation of a GenBank genome assembly. Lineage: Eukaryota; Ciliophora; Heterotrichea; Heterotrichida; Blepharismidae.
AUGAAUUUUACAAAUAAACCAAUUCACGAAGAAAUUGAUCAAAAUAUAAAAACAACUAUUUGAUGUGAAGAAUUUUGCAGUAUUUGCAAUCAAACUAAAUUGGUGAGCAGAACAGUAGAACACAUUGAAGCGGGAUCAUUUUUAAUAUUAAAAUUGCCAAUGGAAAAUCAAUAUAUUCUUCCUGAAGAAUUUAAUUAUAUGGAAUCAAAAUAUGAAAUAUAUGGAGCAAUCAAAUGUCUUUAUCAGAUAGAAAACGUGAAGAAAUAUGUCGCAUAUACAAAAGAUGGAUGUGCAUGGAGAGAAUAUUUAUACUUUUUAAUAUAAGAUCUAUAUCGGUGAUUUCAUAGUUUAUUAUAGAAAUACAGAGUAGCUUUAUUAAUUUGAUGUAGAAUAGAUAAUAACUCGAAGAUUUGGCAGCCAGAUUUCAGUUCGUGCUAUCUUGCGUUUUUUAUAAGCUCAUAG